This is a messenger RNA of Acanthopagrus latus (yellowfin seabream), 930 nucleotides long. RefSeq names its product odorant receptor 131-2-like. Gene Ontology annotation, cellular component: membrane. The record is from RefSeq and is a predicted model, not a curated record. The coding region runs from base 1 to 930 and encodes 309 amino acids. Gene Ontology annotation, molecular function: G protein-coupled receptor activity. NCBI's taxonomy places the organism in Eukaryota, Metazoa, Chordata, Actinopteri, Spariformes, Sparidae. The transcript has a single exon. Gene Ontology annotation, biological process: G protein-coupled receptor signaling pathway.
AUGGCAGCCAAUAACUCAGUGAAUGGUGGUGAAUCCUCUCUGAGGAGCAUCAAUGGUCGGGUCCUUUUUGUUCAGGUUCUGGUGUUCGUCUUUCUUUGCAUCAAUUCUUUGCUAAUCAUGACAUUUUUUAUGAAGGAUUACUUCUACUCAACCAUGCGCUACAUCUUGUUUGCUAUGACACUACUGUCUGAUUGUCUGUAUCUACUCGUGACUGAUAUCCUGCUCAUUUUAAACUAUUUUAAUGUUGCCAUACAAAUGUGGGUUUGUCUUGUUAUAUAUAUGAUUUUGUCGCUGUACACAUAUUUAACACCUGUCACCCUGACAGCAAUGACCCUGGAACGCUAUGUGGCCAUUUGCCUGCCCCUGCGACACUCUGUGCUGUGCUCCACACGCAGCUGUAUGCACUGUAUCCUCAUCAUUCAUGGCAUUAGUUAUUUACCCUGCAUUGCUGUUCUGUCCAUUUUCUUUACAUCUGCAACUCAUGGCUUCUACAUUCAGAAAAAUAUAUGCUCUGUGGAAAUAUUCAUUUUUCACAAGUGGCAGGGUCAUCUUCGAUCAGCUAUCAGUCAGUUCUACUUCUUAGUUAUGGUGAGCAUUAUUAUAUUCUGUUAUGUUCAAAUAAUGAAGGUGGCCAAAGCUGCAUCUGGAGAGAAUAAAAAGUCAACAUGGAAAGGUCUCAGAACAGUAAUUCUUCAUGGUUUCCAGCUGCUGCUCUGUCUCAUCCAGCUGUGGUGUCCAUUCAUAGAAGCUGCUCUGCUUCAGACGAAUUUUCUGUUAUUCAUCAAUGUCAGGUAUUUUAACUACAUUACUUUUAUUCUUGCUCCGAGAUGUCUGAGUCCUCUCAUUUAUGGCCUUAGGGAUGAAAUGUUCUUUCAAGCACUUAAACACUACGCUCUCUGUGGCUUGAAUAAAAACCCUUUGGAUUUUUAA